Molecule: messenger RNA, 1731 nt
Organism: Emys orbicularis (European pond turtle)
Lineage: Eukaryota; Metazoa; Chordata; Testudines; Emydidae
Gene: RORA
Product: RAR related orphan receptor A
Exons: 12
Coding region: 1-1731 (576 amino acids)
Biological process (GO): regulation of transcription by RNA polymerase II; negative regulation of inflammatory response
Cellular component (GO): nucleus
Molecular function (GO): oxysterol binding; zinc ion binding; RNA polymerase II cis-regulatory region sequence-specific DNA binding
Source: RefSeq, a predicted model, not a curated record
AUGGAGUCCGCUCCGGCAGCCCCCGAUCCAGCCGCCACCGAGCCGGGCAGCAGCGUCUCCGAGCCGGCCGCCGGCGCCAGGGACACCCCGGUCAACCUGGAGCCUGCCCGGAAAAGCGAAGCGCCGGCUCCAGUCCGCAGGCAGAGCUACUCCAGCAGCAGCGGCAGCAGAGGUAUUUCCGUAACAAAGAAGACGCAUACAUCUCAAAUUGAAAUUAUUCCAUGCAAGAUCUGUGGAGACAAAUCAUCAGGAAUCCAUUAUGGUGUCAUUACAUGUGAAGGCUGCAAGGGCUUUUUCAGGAGGAGUCAGCAAAGCAAUGCCACGUACUCCUGUCCUCGUCAGAAGAACUGUUUGAUUGACCGAACUAGUAGAAACCGCUGCCAACACUGUCGAUUGCAGAAAUGCCUUGCUGUGGGGAUGUCUCGAGAUGCUGUAAAGUUUGGUCGAAUGUCAAAAAAACAGAGGGACAGCUUGUACGCAGAGGUGCAGAAACAUCGAAUGCAGCAGCAACAGCGAGAUCACCAACAGCAACCUGGAGAGGCAGAACCACUGACACCAACAUACAGUAUCACCACCAAUGGGCUAACAGAGCUACAUGAUGACCUCAGUAAUUACAUUGAUGGGCAUACCCCUGAAGGUAGCAAAGCAGACUCUGCAGUUAGCAGCUUCUACUUAGACAUACAACCUUCUCCAGAUCAGUCGGGUCUUGAUAUUAAUGGAAUCAAACCAGAACCAAUAUGUGACUACACACCAGCAUCGGGCUUCUUCCCUUAUUGUUCUUUUACAAAUGGGGAGACCUCGCCAACUGUGUCCAUGGCAGAAUUAGAACAUCUUGCACAGAAUAUUUCAAAGUCACACAUGGAAACUUGCCAGUACUUGAGAGAAGAGCUACAGCAGAUAACAUGGCAGACUUUUCUGCAGGAAGAAAUUGAGAACUACCAGAACAAGCAGAGGGAGGUAAUGUGGCAGUUAUGUGCAGUCAAAAUAACAGAAGCUAUACAGUAUGUCGUGGAGUUUGCCAAACGCAUUGAUGGCUUUAUGGAACUGUGUCAAAAUGAUCAAAUCGUGCUUUUAAAAGCAGGAUCUUUAGAGGUUGUGUUUAUCAGAAUGUGCCGUGCCUUUGACUCCCAAAACAACACAGUGUACUUUGACGGCAAGUACGCUAGCCCAGAUGUUUUCAAGUCACUAGGUUGUGAAGACUUCAUUAGUUUUGUGUUUGAAUUUGGAAAGAGCUUAUGUUCUAUGCACCUGACAGAAGAUGAGAUUGCUUUGUUUUCUGCAUUUGUUUUAAUGUCUGCAGAUCGUUCAUGGCUUCAGGAGAAGGUAAAAAUCGAAAAACUCCAACAGAAGAUUCAGCUAGCACUUCAGCAUGUCCUGCAGAAGAAUCACCGAGAAGAUGGAAUUCUAACAAAGUUAAUAUGCAAAGUGUCUACUUUAAGAGCACUGUGUGGACGACAUACAGAAAAACUUAUGGCAUUUAAAGCAAUAUACCCAGACAUUGUGCGACUUCAUUUUCCUCCAUUGUACAAGGAGUUGUUCACUUCAGAAUUUGAGCCAGCAAUGCAAAUUGAUGGUUCACUGCCCACAGACUUUCAACAGAACAAUCAAUUUGUUGAUCACAGCAGAGUCCAGCGACUGGUGUGUACUGCAGAGGUUUCAGCAUCAGUUUGCACAACUUGCUCAUUGUUUCAUGAAGGACGAAUUUUUUCAUCUACCAUUGAUUGCCAGUAG